GCUCAGCUAACAAGAUAAAAAGCAGGUUUGCUGCUGUUGGAAUAAAUAACUCCUCUCAUCAGAGAGUCACCCAGAAACAGCUCACAUGAAGGAGCAGGAAUGUGGACAUCUCACCACCUCCUCUUCCUCCUCCUCCUCUUCUUCCUCCUUCUCCGCCUCCUUUUCCUCAUCCCCUCUCUCCUCCUCCUCCUCUAACAGCAGGUACAAGAAUCAAGGAAGCAGCCACUUCUCGGGACGUUUGACUGGGUUCACUGAGGUCUUUGAUGAGGGUAAUUACAUGGGUAAUAACAUGGGUAAUUACAUGGGUAUUACGCCUUCAGUCGAACAUGGCGGAGGCGGAGCUCUGCGGCUGCGCCCUGAUGUUCUAACGGAACAACCAAUUAGCUUUCACUUCUUAUCAAGUUAAGUUCUUUGGUUACAGUACGAACGACUGAAGUCCACGAAGGCUGUGGCUGUAAAGUCUGGAAGGUGGACAUUUUGAUUCAGACUCAGAGACUCUGUUUCUGGUGGUAUUUCCUUUCCGUUUUGUUUGAAUUCAUUAACGUUUCCGGUCCUGACAGCGGAGCUCUGCAGCGGAAGCGCUCCCACAGGAGCCCUGCAGACAGACCGUCCUGCAGAUGUUUGCAGCUGUUCAGCUUUUUAAACUCCCAACUGUCAACUGAGGAAACCUUCAAGGAACCUUCUGAAAAUGGAUUUUUUUAAUCUACUGAAAAUGCUCCAUUUCUACACAGAUUCAUUCACCAAACGGUUCGAUGAGAAGGAGCCGAGGAUGAGACAGACCGUGGACGCGCUUCUCAAGAUCGCUGCUGAAGUUAAACGGAUACAGAAGGAAUCAGAACCAGGCACCAUCGCACUCAACUUCAUGGUCGCGGCUCUCGUAGGUGUCACUCUGUUUUAUAAAGGCUUGACACCAGCAGCAGCAGUUACCGUCGCUCUAGCGGUCCUUCUUCCUCGUUUCAUUAAACAACUAAAACACAGAGUGAGAGGAAACCCAAAGGAAUUGAGAGAACUGAUGGAAGAAUCCAGAACAAAUGUUGACUUACUGAAGAAAGAUCUGGAAAAAAUAAAAAUGCUUUGUGAGGAAAUGCGGAGAGAGUCGGUCGGAGCUGAAACAGGAAACGUCAUCCGGCUGGAGAUGUGCGUUCUGGAGGUGUUCCUCACUGCUGAAGAGCUCUCCAGAGUCUCUCACAAUGAUCAGCGUGUUACAGAUGCAGCUGAUCAGUGUCAGAAAGUUUUCACUGGGCUUGAAAAGGUCUGCUGUACUUCUGAUAUCCUGGAGAGGGAUCAAUCUUCUAUUUCUAACAUGUUUUCUCUGUUAAAUGAGUUUUUUUUCUUAUCUGAAUCAUUGAUCUAAGGACAGAGGAUGUUGUGUUAACCUCAGGGUUCAUUUGUGAUUUGUGAUAUUUGGGCUUUAUGAAUAAAAUUCACUUGAUUUACAA
Thunnus maccoyii (southern bluefin tuna) is the source of this 1439-nucleotide messenger RNA. RefSeq lists its product as uncharacterized. The transcript has 3 exons. The record is from RefSeq and is a predicted model, not a curated record. NCBI's taxonomy places the organism in Eukaryota, Metazoa, Chordata, Actinopteri, Scombriformes, Scombridae. The coding region runs from base 689 to 1354 and encodes 221 amino acids.